GUCACUCAAAUGUAUAAUUUCUGUCAAACUCCUGAGUAACAUGGCUAUAUCUGUUGCGACUACAGUGCCUUGACAUUUUCAGGACACAUAAUGACGUAAUUGUGGCGAACGCGGAAGCGCGUCGCAUACAGUGACGACAUGUUUGUUUUGGAGGCUUGUCUUCAUGAAGCGGAGCGGUAACUCUUUUAGCUACCAUAUUGACAAUCUAGCAGCUACCAUGCAUAGCAAAGAGGAGACCAUAGCCAUUUUAAAGCAGUUUGACAUUGGAGACAAGUUCUCCGGUCUGCCUGUGCUGCCUAAAGCAUCAGUGUUGAUCCCAUUGUUUGUGAGGAAUGGAGAGCUGUAUACCUUAAUGACCCUGCGCUCAAAAGAGCUGAGGACCAGUGGUGGUGAGGUGUGUUUCCCUGGUGGGAAGAGAGACCCCACUGACAGAGAUGAUGUGGCUACAGCUCUGAGGGAGGCAGAUGAGGAAAUUGGUCUACCACCUGAUGAGGUUGAGGUGGUCUGUAGACUGUUUCCCAUCAUCAGUAAGAGUGGUCUGCUGGUGACCCCGGUGGUUGGCUUUGUAGAGGAGUCAUUUUGUCCCUGUCCAAACCCAGCUGAGGUCAGUGCUGUCUUCCCAGUCCCUCUGGAUUUCUUCACCAGUGAAAAGGACCACUGUGCUGCACAUGGUGUUGCUGGGAUGGUGGGGCCGAUGCACUCUUUUCACUUUGUGGACCGUGAUUCAGGAAACCAGCAUCACAUAUGGGGACUGACUGCCAUGUUGGCCAUAGUGGUUGCUGCCCUUGCUCUCAGGAAAAGACCGGAAUUUGAUGCUGGUUUCAACACUGAUGAUCCAUUAUCCUUCUUCCAACAGUUUCUACUUAAAAAAAUUAGUAAAUUAUGACCUGCUGUUUUCCAGAUGUUCUUAAUGAAUUUGUGCCAAUGCAAAGGAUCUGAAGCCAGACUUGUUAUAUAAGACAAAUGUAUUUGUUUAACACAUUAAUUGUGAAGGUAAGAGUUCUAAGUGCAGUAGCUGAAGAGAUACAUAUAAAAACCUUUUAGAGCUUUUUACAACAAAUGCAUCUAUAAUGCAUAUCUGGGGGGACAAAAGAAGCAAAUCAAGAUGCUUUAGUUUUUAUUAAUUCAUUUAAUGUAGCAGCAGGAUUACAGAUAUAAACAGAAGAGUAUACAAAUAUCCAGACCAAGGCAAAGUACAUGUUAAUAAUAGUUCAGAUGUAUGAUAACACACUGGGGUUGACCUUUAUCCCAACUGCAGGGUCUUAAGGCUAGAUACUAAAGCUCAAGCUACACAGAACGGAUACAACAGAACUGUUGGAGAAUGUGAAAUAGAAAGCGAACUAGGAAACGUGAGCAAACUGAGUACACACAAGAUACAGCUCACACUAUUGGCAAUUAACAGUUAAUUUAUCAUGGUUGCUCCUUUUGAUCAAGCAUUUCACAGCAACAAUAGUAAUGUUGACAAGCACAUCAACACAAGAAAGCUCUCCGCAAAACAAUCUCUGUUGUCUCUUCCCUUUUACCUCACAUGUACAAAUCUCAUGAGGCAUGAAAAAACAAAAAAACAUGUUCAACAAAAAAUAACAAUGCUGACAAUUCACUGGUGAAGCUGCACAAUGUUAUGCUGAGAGGACUCACUGAUAUUUUGCAAUGGAUUUUUGUAGAGAAAAUGUUAAAAAAAUAUAUAAUGGUAUGGGCUAUGGUUAUGCAUGUGUUUAGAAAUAAAAAUUUAAUCACUGAAAA
Scatophagus argus is the source of this 1743-nucleotide messenger RNA. RefSeq names its product nudix (nucleoside diphosphate linked moiety X)-type motif 7 (gene nudt7). The coding region runs from base 164 to 886 and encodes 240 amino acids. Lineage: Eukaryota; Metazoa; Chordata; Actinopteri; Scatophagidae. The transcript has 4 exons. Gene Ontology annotation, molecular function: acetyl-CoA hydrolase activity; coenzyme A diphosphatase activity. The record is from RefSeq and is a predicted model, not a curated record. Gene Ontology annotation, biological process: coenzyme A catabolic process.